Messenger RNA from Lathyrus sativus (Indian pea), 363 nucleotides. The record is from the annotation of a GenBank genome assembly. NCBI's taxonomy places the organism in Eukaryota, Viridiplantae, Streptophyta, Magnoliopsida, Fabales, Fabaceae.
AUGUGUUGUAAUGGUGGAAAGGUAUCAUUUUCACGAGUUAAUGCUCCUAUAGAAUUGCAACAAUUAUUUUUGGAUGGUUCAGUAGAAGGAAGGCAUUUUAGGCAACAUAUUCGAAGUUACAACCAUGUGCUCUCAUUCACUUCAAUUGGUGUUCACGUUGAUGAGAAUAUUCUUGCAUCUGGUCGUGGUAUAUAUACAUUUCAUGCUCAAGGUGCUUUUUACCAUAACAUAAGAGGUUUCUAUCCAAAUGAGGGUGCCAGACCGCGUUUCUUACAGCUAUACAUCUACGACACAGAUAAUGAGCUACAUAAUAGAAUGCAGGAAAAUCCACAACUCCACCAAAAUGUAGUUCAAAAAUUAUAA